Molecule: messenger RNA, 2293 nt
Organism: Strongylocentrotus purpuratus (purple sea urchin)
Lineage: Eukaryota; Metazoa; Echinodermata; Echinoidea; Camarodonta; Strongylocentrotidae
Exons: 3
Coding region: 461-2293 (610 amino acids)
Biological process (GO): cell surface receptor signaling pathway; G protein-coupled receptor signaling pathway
Cellular component (GO): membrane
Molecular function (GO): G protein-coupled receptor activity
Source: RefSeq, a predicted model, not a curated record
CCUAUUUGAUCGGAUUCAGCAAGUUCUGCUACCAUUUCCUGCCUUCCUGUAGUAUGGGUCAUUUCUCCUGCUGUGGAGUCUCUCUAUUAUAAGGAUUGUUCAAAUAGCGGAUCUGGUUCUACUAUUCUUCACUGAAUGAUAUGAUGAUCAGCACAGUCUCCUUCCGUGAUUAAUCUGUUCAACUUUCAUCACAAUCCAUAUUUGUGAUAAAACCUGAGAGCUAAAAAGAUUUAAACUUGAUAUCAAGGACAUUUAUUGUGAUACUUCAACGACUACCAGUAAAAAAUGUCAGGAUUAAUUUCAACUUGAAUAGCUAUACAAUUGCAUCGACUUUACACCAAAUUCUCUGCUUGCAUUAACCAUGUCACGUAUGGAAGGUUAGGACAGAAAAUUCUCUCUUAUAAGGAUAUGAACAGGCUGCAAAAAGAAUACACUACCGUCAACACCUAGCUCACACUUCAUGAGACAAACUUUGAUACGAGUUAGAAGCAACAAACGCAACAUGGGUAAGAUUCCAGGCUACUUUGUCCUUCUUUACCUGGUGAUUCUCCAAGCAGCUUGGUUUGCAUCGUCUGUUCAGAUGUUCACAGGGAUAGCAGAAGUAAUGACUGAAGAAUCCAAUCAUUCUGUCACAGAUAACUUUGUUCAAAAUAUUGGCACUUCUUUAGAAAGCGUCCUAUCUGGAGAUGUUGACAACGUAAGGCUUUGGCAGAAAGGGAUGGCUGACUAUGGCUAUGAUGGCCAAGUAACGAUCUCCUUUACAGGAUAUUUUGACGAGUUUGAAACAGUUCCCGUUUGCCUAGGAAAUAAUACAUUUUACUACGGGGAUCAGACUUCAAAUCUAAGCUAUUCCAUUAUUUCUGUAUCCAUGCAAAAUUUUCGAAAAGAUUUUGAUAAACAGUGCACAGAUAACAACAAUUACAUUGCAUAUGUUGAAUACUUUGCAGAGGACUGUCAAUAUAAGAUGCUGGAGUGUGAGUCGAAUCAUGCUUUACAUCAAUUGUUUAGAUUUGACCUCUUUGGACGUGGGUCAAUUCUAUACAGUUUUUACUGCAUUUAUGCAGAUGCUAAUAACAGGAUGGAUAACUCGUGCCCUUCUUCUAGCGAUUGGUUGGCACUGGAAUGGGAGCAGGAGGAAGAUGGUAACUGUAGUAUAAAAAGAACAAUAGUCACUGAUUUUUUACCUCCCUUUGCUUUUAUCGCUAAUGAUGAUUUUGACGAUCCAGUCCGUAUCGACACCUUGUCGUUCAUCUUAUACUGCCCAACGGUAUUUUUUGGACCACCAAUUAUCCUCUUGUAUGGCGAUCAGACGUGGGACAAGAUUCCAGAGUGGUUGCAGAUGUGUCUUCGAGUCCUCAACGGUGUUUCUUUAGCUGCACUUCUCUGCUGCCUGCUCACGUUUGUCAUGUUCAAAGAGCUCCGUAACACCCAUGGUAAGAAUGUCCUGAGCCUUGUAGUUGCAGGGUUGCUGUCUCUCUUUUACACAUCAGGGUACAUCCCACUUGAAACUGAUAAUCCUCAACUCUGUGUUUUCUUAGCUACUCUCAUUUACUACUUUGUACUUGUACCAAACUACUGGUGGACGGCUGUUGCUAUUUUCCUGGCGUGGACACUUGGCAGGAAAGGUAUUCAUCGCGUCGAUGAAGAUUCUGAAAGCCGCUUAUUCCUUCUCCUCUCUCUCUUUGGAUGGUGCGUACCAUUGCUGUUUUCUCUCCUAGCCGUCUUUCUGCACAUUGGAGGCAUCAAGAUCUAUGACAUCGACGAAUACUGCUGGAUUGUAGAUGGAUGGCCUAAUUAUCUUUUAGCGGUACAAACUGCAGUACCCUUCCUCGUGGACUGUUUCUUGUUUGUUUUGGUGCUUUACAGAUUGAGAGCCACACGACAAGAGUUAGCAUCACUUAACUCGAGAGGAAAGUCAGAUUGGAGGAAUGACCGUCAGAUAACAAUAAAGAUAGCGGGAAUAUUUGGUGUCUUCUGGCUUCCGUCUUGGAUCAUCUACGUGGCUUUCCUGUUCAAACCCAUCACUAGUCUAGCCAUCAUCGCUCAGCUUCUGAACCAACUCUCGGCCUUCAUCCUACCAAUCGUGCUGUGUUGUAACAAACGAGUGGGUGGCCUCUGGAAGACCAAAUUGGCGCCAUUUAGGGAUCUUCUCAUCACUUCAUUUUCACCAAGUAGCAGCGAUUCUCACAACAAUCAAUCAGACCCAAUGCAGGGUAAACCUUGCGUUCAUAAGAAUGGGGCUCUAAUAGACAGCAAGGGAAUACUGCUCCAUGAAAUAGACGCAAAGAAGUAG